Periconia digitata is the source of this 3227-nucleotide messenger RNA. Lineage: Eukaryota; Fungi; Ascomycota; Dothideomycetes; Pleosporales; Periconiaceae. The record is from the annotation of a GenBank genome assembly.
CCCCUUGCGUCGAGUCUUCUCGUUGCUGUUACAUGGGACACGCGCCCGAGUGGCCCUACCUGCUUGUACAAAUGGACUCGGAUGCCCGUCCUGUCCUGUCUCACGCUUCCCGUCGACGUGAUACCCGUGAGACAGCAGAUCCUACCACCGUUCCAGGCAGUUACGAGCUCCAUGACUUCGCCACAGGCCCAGCAAGCAUAGACUCAGACAGACCCACUCCCGUUAGAGACAGCAGCAGCCCUGAUGCCAGCGGCGACGGCGACGACGACGACGCUUCCCCUCCCCCCACACACUCUCUUCUCAACCGUCACGACAUGUCGCGCGCGCCUUUGCUGGUGCGCUCGUCUCCCGCUCAAGGCACCGGCUCCUAUGGCGGCCUUCCUAUCCUCUCCGUGAGCUCUAGUCCCGACGAUUCGGAAAAUCAGGUGACCGAUUUUCUGCACCCGUCGCGCAACGCGAAAAAGGGCAAGGGGAAGCAGAAAAGAAAAAGCAAACUCCGACAUAGCCAAAAUUACUCCUCUCCCGUAGACACUCGUUCCACCGACUCAUUGCGGAGCGACCCAAUAUCCACUUCGUCGCAUGCCCGCCGUCGCAGAUCCAGACACGAAUCCGACCAUGAUGAUGAACUCCCGGCCCUGAAUGAACCGCUGCUGGAAUCCCGCUUCAAUGCAAGCGCCCUAGACCCUUCCGCCGCGAGCACACGCCGUCCUUUCCAGACUGUGCAAUCUUCUUCCUCUUCCAGUAGCAAAGCGGAAAGUCCCGGCGAGGACUAUGACGACGACGACGGCGACGAAGAGGAAGCCUCCACGAGUGAAGACGACGAGGGUCUGCAUGACAUCAAGUCGAACGGUCAGCCCUCUGACAACUCACCCUACUCUCAAGUCCGCGCAUCCGUUGCAGCUACCGAUGACACAUCGCUAUCAAUCAAUACACCGCGCAUGUGGAUUCUUUCCAUGUUUUUUGCCAUUCUUGGAUCCUCCACCAACCUAUUCUUUUCCUUGAGAUACCCGAGCGUUAGCAUCACCCCUAUUAUUGCCCUUCUCCUAGUUCACCCUCUUGGUCUCCUGUGGGACCAAAUCCUUAAAUCUUCUUCCGAUCCGGAAGAAAUCUUUGUCAGCGGGAGUCUCCAAUCACGGGGGCGUCCCAACUCACGGCAGAGCCUUCGCUCCGCCCAUCUCCAGUUAUCACGGCCAACCCGCUUACGACUUUGGCUGGCUCAAGGCCGUUGGAAUGCCAAGGAACACUGUUGCGUGUACAUCAGCAGCAAUGUAUCGUUUGGUUUUGCGUUUGCGACAGAUGUCAUCGUUGAACAAACCAAAUUCUACAACCAAGAUCUUGGCGUCCCGUAUCAGGUCUUGCUCACCCUUUCCACCCAGAUACUGGGCUAUGCCCUCGCAGGAUUGACCCGCCAGUAUCUCGUUCGCCCGAGCGGCAUGAUAUGGCCCAGUACAUUGGUUUCAACGUCCAUGUUCACCACUCUGCACAAGGACGAGAACAAGCCCGCGGAUGGCUGGACCAUUUCUUCGUCAAAGUUCUUUGUGCGAGUAUUCAUGGGCUCGACUGCUUUUUACUUCCUACCGGGGCUUCUCAUGCCAGCGUUGAGCUACUUCAGUGUCAUUACAUGGUUUGCACCCAAGAACGUCGUAGUUGCCAACCUGUUUGGUAUUGCGUCAGGCCUAGGGCUAUUUCCUUUGACCUUCGAUUGGGCACAAAUUGCAUACAUUGGCUCGCCGCUCGUCACCCCCUUCUGGGCUGCCCUCAAUAUCCUCGGAGGACUCGUGUUAGUUAUGUGGAUUGCAGCUCCCCUCAUGUAUUACGCAAACGUAAUGUAUUCGUCGUAUAUGCCCAUCCUUUCGGCUGCGGUGUUCGACAAUCGCGGAAAACCGUACGACGUGAGCAAGAUCUUGACCGACAAUUUCCUGUUCGAUAAAGAUGCGUACGACAAUUACAGCCGAGUCUUCCUGCCCAUAACAUAUGUUUUAAGCUACGCGCUGCAGUUCGCCGCCCUCACAGCCUUGAUCUCGCACACAGCUCUAUGGCACGGCAAAGAUAUUGUCAACCAAUGGCGCCGCUCGUGGGCCGAAAUCCGGAGGAGUCCGGGAGCAGAAUACGAACCCCUGCAACACACAAGCCCAGCCCAUAGCCGUCCGAACUCGCCACGGGUAUACAGACACAGUACGACGUCAGAACCCGAACUAGAAAACCUUCUCACCUCAGAAGACGUCCACAACCGACUCAUGCGUCGAUAUGAGGAUGUUCCUAUCUGGUGGUAUGUUGCGACGGGUCUUUCCAUGACGGCCAUUGGAAUGUUUGUUGUUGAAUACUAUCCUAUCCAUCUCCCGUGGUAUGGUCUUCUACUUGCCCUGGCAAUCAGUACGACGCUAUUUAUCCCUAUUGGCAUUGUAAUGGCCAUUACCAAUCAGCAGAGUAGUCUGUAUCUCAUCUGCCAGCUUAUCUGUGGCGUGGCAUUCCCCGGCCGCCCAGUUGCCAACAUGGUCUUCACGACCUACGGUUACAUCACCAGCACCCAAGGUCUCAAGUUCUCGUCCGACCUCAAGCUAGGCCAUUACAUGAAGAUUCCUCCUAAAAUCCUCUUCAACCUCCAACUCACCGCCACCAUCGUGUCUAGUCUUACGCAGAUUGGCGUCCUCAACUGGAUGCUAAAGUUCGUCCCAGGUAUAUGUACCCCACAUGCGAUCAACGGAUUCACCUGUCCCAUCGCCAGAGUUCAUUUCAAUGGAAGUAUUCUAUGGGGAGUAGUGGGUCCGAAACGGUUCUUCGGCCCAGGUGCUCUUUACCGCCCACUCGUCUGGGCAUUCCUCAUCGGUUUCGUCGCCCCCAUCCUCCUUUGGCUCCCCGCACGUCGCAACCGCAAGUCCAUCUUGCGCAAAGUCAAUUUAGCCGUCGUCUUCGGCUCAUUGUCUUGGAUUCCGCCCGCGACCGGCCUCAACUUCUCGGUUUGGGCUAUUGUGUGCUACAUAUUCAAUUUUGAGAUCAAGAGGAGGAAGAAGGAGUGGUGGCGCAAGUACAACAUGACACUGAGUGCGGCGUUGGACUCGGGUCUCGCUGUGGGCGUUGUGGUCAUUUUCUUCGGCAUUCUCUACCCUGGGUGGAUGAGCGGGUUCAAGUGGUGGGGGACGGAAAUUUACAAGCAGGGCUGCGAUUGGACGGCGUGUUCAUACAAGUCGGUGAAGAAGGGAGAGACGUUUGGACCGGAGAAUUGGUGA